Molecule: messenger RNA, 4870 nt
Organism: Syngnathus typhle (broad-nosed pipefish)
Lineage: Eukaryota; Metazoa; Chordata; Actinopteri; Syngnathiformes; Syngnathidae
Product: aryl hydrocarbon receptor-like
Exons: 10
Coding region: 773-3658 (961 amino acids)
Biological process (GO): regulation of transcription by RNA polymerase II
Cellular component (GO): nucleus; aryl hydrocarbon receptor complex
Molecular function (GO): nuclear receptor activity; transcription cis-regulatory region binding; protein dimerization activity
Source: RefSeq, a predicted model, not a curated record
UCUAUUGUGCUGCAUUGUAGUUUCUAAUAUUGGCCAACUUUAUUCAUAUUUUGUCCCCAGAAGCAAACCAAAUAAAUCCCACACACACAGACACACACACACCAAAAAGGCGUGGGGAGGGGCCUAAAACACUCAGUAUGAUGAAAAUUCCCCCCACAAUCACCCAUUGCUGGGCAUUUUGUUAUACACAGGGUGCAAACUGUCCAGUACUGAAAUGACUAGUUGUUAAUCAUCCAGCAAUAUCUUCAAAUUACAUGCCUUUAUAUUUAGGAUGCUUACUGAAAGUCAUGCCAACAAUUUGGUGUGUACUAUAAUUUAAUGACCAGUAGAAAAUGUACUGCAACCGCUGUCAAAAAAAUAUGUUAUCAGUCACAGAUUAUGGUCAUUCAGUUUAAUUCUUUAGAAGAAAAAAAAAAACAGGUCCCAGACAGAGUUCUUUCAAGUGGCAACUGUAAGGCUUUUAGAAACAUUAAAAGAAAUUUGGCGAAAAAUUUGGUGGUCAACAGUUACAUUUUUAGACAAAGUAGUGUAAAAACAAAUAUGAAAUCACCAUGAUAAUUUCCAUUCUUAAAACUAAGACCGGAUCAGAUUGUUGAGGGCUAGCAUAGAUCAAGGAAGGCAUGAAAGCACAAGACGGAUAUCUUAAAGGUGUCAUGAAAACGGAAAAUGCACCGAAAAGCAAACGAGGAACAAAAAGUAGCAAACUGGACUUUCAUAACCGAAUCAACCUCAAAAAGCCAUCAUUAACACAAUAGGCUAAGGAAAAGCAGUCAUGCUUGUAUACAAUCAAGAAGAAAAAAAUAAUAAUUGUGCUCGAAUGAUUAACAAUAGUUUCAUAUUGUGUGGUAGGGUGAAACAACCGUCCAACGAGGGGGCAAAGUCCAACCCGUCUAAGCGGCACCGGGAUCGCCUCAAUGGGGAGCUGGAGAGGUUGGCCAGCCUCCUUCCAUUUCCAGAGGAGGUCACGGCCAGUCUGGACAAGCUCUCCAUCCUUCGACUAAGUGUCAGCUACCUGCGAGCCAAGAACUUCUUCUCUGUGGCCCUGACCAACAGGGACAGAGUCACUCCAGUCAGCGUCAACAAUGUCGAGGGAAAAACAGCAGGAGCUGUGGAAGCCAAAAUACCCGAAGGAGAACUUUUGCUGCAGGCUCUCAAUGGGUUUGUCCUGGUCAUCACUGCCAGUGGUACCAUCUUCUUCUCCUCUCACACCAUCCAGGAUUACUUGGGCUUCCACCAGACCGACGUCAUGCACCAGAGUGUGUAUGAGCUGGUCCAUACGGAAGACCAGCAGGAGCUCAGGAGAAACUUACACUGGGCGUUGAAUCCGCCUCCUCCUGCAGCACCAUCAACCAUCAGCCCGGACUCACCUCAAGAGCUGGAGCCAGAAAGCAACUCAUCCUUGGUCACGUAUAACCCCGAGCAGCUUCCUCCAGAGAACUCGUCAUUCCUGGAGAGGAGCUUUGUGUGUCGUUUUCGCUGCCUCCUGGACAAUUCCUCCGGCUUCUUGGCUCUGAACUUCCAGGGCAGGCUCAAAUUUCUACACGGCCAGAAGCAGAGGCAGGAAAACGGAGGAAAGGCGCCUCCACAACUUGCACUUUUUGCCAUCGCAACUCCUUUGCAACCUCCAUCUAUCUUGGAGAUAAGGACCAAGAACAUGAUUUUCAGAACCAAGCAUAAGCUGGACUUUACACCGUUGGCAUGCGAUGCAAAGGGGAAGAUAGUCCUGGGUUACACAGAGGCUGAGCUGCGGGUACGAGGAUCGGGUUAUCAGUUCAUCCAUGCUGCAGAUAUGUUGUACUGUGCAGAAAAUCAUGUCAGAAUGAUGAAGACUGGCGAGAGCGGACUGACGGUCUUCAGGCUGCUCACCAAGGAGAAUCGCUGGAAAUGGGUGCAGGCCAACGCUCGUCUGGUCUACAAAAAUGGCAAACCUGACUACAUUAUCGCCACCCAGAGGCCCCUUUUAGAUGAAGAGGGAGGAGAACACUUGCGGAAACGCUCCAUGCAUUUACCCUUUACAUACGCAACAGGCGAGGCCUUGCUUUACCAGUCCAACCAUCCCAUCGCAGGCUUCAGAGACGGCCUUUCUGAGAAGAACGGCAGUAAGUCAAAGAAGAGCCGGACUGACAGGCUGUUGAGGGAUGGUCUGGACCCUGGCUCACUUCUCGGGGCCCUCAUGAGCCAGGAUGAAUCGGUGUAUGUUUGCCAGCCAGCCCUGGAGCCCAAAAUUUCCUUUCACAGCAGCUUAUUUGGAGACCAAAUUGGCUUCUCUGACUCCAAGUCCGGUUUGAACAGAAGCUGGGUCACACAGAGCAACGGGGAUGUGGAUCAAAGUAUCACAGAACCGGGAACCAGCUUUGACCCACUACUUGCGACUCUGGACUCCCUCUCGCUGGAAGGACAAGGCGUGGUGGAUUCGGAGGACGGCGGCUGUUCAAACGGGGAGUUGUUUGGCGCUCUGGAGGGUUUGGGGCUGAGCGCCGAGGAUCUCGAGCUUCUCCUCUUGGACGAGCGGAUGAUUCGAGUAGAGAUAGACCCAGAGCGCGUGCCCACCUUGGAUGACCUACUAACGAAUGAUGAAAUUCUGUCGUACAUCUAUGACUCCAUUGAAGGAAAGACCGAUUGCGCAGACCAGGGAGGGCAGGUGGCGACCUGCAAUCCUUCAGCGAGCGCAACAACCGGGUCCGUUUCGGAAAGCACUCUCACCUCUGACACAAAUGUGAAAAUGCAGUUUCCUCACCAUAAGCCUCUCGUGGCCGGGAAGGCUCCCAUCCUCCAGUUGUCCCAGCAGAUGCAAAAGCACCUCAGCAUGUGCUCAGGCAAAGGGGCACAAAACUGGGGCCAUCAGAAUGACCUGAUAGGGCAUGAUGAAGCUGCCCCUAACGGACAAUGGUCAGCUCAAGACAUUCUCGUGAAUGCAGGCAUCCAAUUGGAACACGUGAACUCCCAACAAACUGUUUUCAAUGGCAAGACAUCAGAACUAGAUGAGGAGCUUCUUCAACAACAUCAAACCUACCUUCAGCAGCCGCAACAGCAGAACCAACUCUCACAGCAGUGCCAUGCCAAUCCCAAGGCCGCCAUCCUAAAUGGACUCUGUGGCGUCUCCAGCACAGAGCAAUCGGCAGUAAAAUCACAGUGGCAGGACUUUGGCUUCGGAGAGAGUCUGGGCCCGUGCCACCAUAACUGCCAAAAAACUCUUGCGGGCACCUCGAGAGAUUCCUGCAUGGAUUACAGCAUCCCCGACGUUGACCAAUCGGAUUACUCCGUUAACGGGUUGUUCGGGAGCAGUGCGCUUCAACACAGGGCCGAGUCUACAAUUUCAUCUUUCCAGGGAAUUACCCAGAAGCGGAAGCAGGAGCCAAUCCCAGUUCCUUUAGCUCAGGUCAUCUCCAGCCUGUCACAGUGUCCGCCUCCGAAUGCCUCGCUGGAACAAAUCCUGGCGGUCGGCAAACCUUGUCGACAGUUGGACCGUUACAGCAUGGCGGCCUCGGACGUGCCUCAUGAGCCCAAUCACGCCAAGAUGGAGAAUGGCAGCAUCCUGACUGCAGCAUACCCAACAAUGCCCAAUGGGAAUGGCGCAGCGCCCUCCGCUGGCCAGAUACCCUGCACGGAGGCUCUGCCAGGCCUCCCAGAUCCACCAGCCGAUGGCUUCUACCUCUGACCAGCUGGCUCGUGCACUGCAAAUGGCACAGAUGCAUACAUUCACACACUAACUGGACCAGCCUUAUAACACGCAGAUAAGACAACAAACAAAACUCAUCAAUGCUGUCCUGUUUUUUCUUUUCUUUUAUUUUCUUUUUUGGGCCCAGGGGGGUUGAGCGAUCAUCGUAUUAUUUUUCAAGUCAUAUUAUCAUAAGAGUCCUUUGUUUACAAUAAUGCAGUUAGAGAGUUACGUGAAUGACGCGACAGACGAUUCAGGGUUUUCUUUUAGCAAAGGAGUUGCAGAUGAGCAAACGGGUUUGGAGUCGGUGGGUGUUUGUCUGCGCUUCAUGAAUGUACAGACACAAGCGGGAAAAAGGGAGGGAGGCUUUAGCACUAAAUGCAACUUUUACUUUCUACAUUGUCCAAUUAAAUAUCUGCGGAUCUUCCUGAUGAUAACACGUGUUCACCAGCCAGUUCCUUAGAUACACCUGAACAAUCAAAUCCGAUAUAAAAUCUAGUUUUGCAUAUUCACGAUUACUUACAGACCUCAAAGGAAACGUCAUUAUCUUCAUGGAUGAUGUCAUACUUGCUCCUGAUCAAGAAGGCAGACAUUGGAUUGUGCAGGUGUACCUAAUGAAAUGUCCAGGGGUUAUUUGCUUCACUUUACAUCUCAAAGCUCCAAAAAAAAAAAAAAAAAAGCACAAAAACAAACAAACAAAACAGUUGUCCGUCAUGCAACAGGAAUGUAGUGCUUCAUUUCUUUAUUGAGUUGUCCCUGUCAUCAAUGAGAUUAAAUGUUUGAAAGGAAGUCGAGAAAAUGAUGCUUGGAUGAUAUCCUGCACUUUAUUUCAAGCAGCCAUAUAACGCAGCAGCUCUGCAGUCAGGUCAAAACAAAGCCUGAUUUGUCUUGGUUGUAUUUUAUUUUUUACUGAUUUAGGGAAGUGACUAAUGCUAACUCGCCGUUUUCAGAUGACACCCUCACAAGCGCAAACAUUUCUGUACAAUUGUUCGUGUUCUCUUUGUAUUGCUCAAGUUGAAUUAUACAGUAUAUAUAGAGUUUCUUUUUUUUUUUUUAAUGUUGACUAUGUCGCUCAACGUUAACCUUUGGGGUGUAAAUGCAUUGAACUGACCUGAAAGUGUUUUAAAUCCUUGGCAUUUGUUUGAAGUAUUUUGCUUCACUUUAUCCAUACUGUAUGUCAGUGAAGAAAAAAAAAAAGAUAGUAGGAAUUAU